Molecule: messenger RNA, 1408 nt
Organism: Oncorhynchus gorbuscha (pink salmon)
Lineage: Eukaryota; Metazoa; Chordata; Actinopteri; Salmoniformes; Salmonidae
Product: hsp90 co-chaperone Cdc37-like
Exons: 8
Coding region: 68-1060 (330 amino acids)
Biological process (GO): protein stabilization; protein folding
Cellular component (GO): cytoplasm
Molecular function (GO): protein kinase binding; protein-folding chaperone binding; heat shock protein binding
Source: RefSeq, a predicted model, not a curated record
CCCCUCCUAGGCGCGUGUGGAGAAACAGGUGGCCUUCGAGGAGAAAGGAGAGGAGCUGGAGAGGAACAUGGCAGAGUGUAAGAGACGUCUGGAAGAGGUGCAGUACAGAGUGAAGGAGUUAGAGGAGGAAGGAAAGAAGGAGGGAGAGGAGGAGAGGAAGACGGCGCUGAGCAAGGCCCAGGCCGAGGAGAAGAAAUACAGAAAGGAUCAACGCUUGUGGGAGAAGAAGAUGGAGGAACACCGGAGAGAGGAGAAAAAGAUGCCUUGGAACGUUGACACGCUCAGCAAAGAGGGAUUCAGCAAGAGUAUUUUGAACAUCAAACCGGAAGUGACCGAAGAGACGGAGGAACAGAAGGAGGAGAAACACCAGACUUUUGUAGAUAAACACAAGAAAGAGAUCAAACACUUUGGGAUGCUUCGGCGUUGGGAGGACAGUCAGAAGUACCUGUCUGACCACCCUUACCUGGUGUGUGAAGAGACGGCUAACUUCCUGGUCAUCAUGUGUAUCGACCUGGAGGUGGAUGAGAAACAUGGUUUGAUGGAUCAGGUAGCCCAUCAGACCAUAGUGAUGCAGUUCAUCUUAGAGUUGGCUAAGAGCCUGAAGAUCGACCCUCGAGGAUGUUUCAGAGAGUUCUUCCAAAAGAUCAAGACUGCCGACCAGCCCUAUCAGGAGGCCUUUACUGAUGAGCUGGAGUCCUUUAAAGAGAGAGUUCGAGGCAGAGCUAAGAUCAGGAUACAAAAGGCUAUGGAGGAGUAUGAGGAGGAGGAGAGACAGAACAGACUGGGGCCAGGUGGACUGGACCCUGUGGAAGUCUACGAUACUCUGCCAGAGGAAAUGAAGAAGUGUUUUGAUGAUAAAGACAUCUCAAUGCUGCAGGAAGCUAUCAGCAAGAUGGACCCCAUGGAGGCAAAGGGCCACAUGAAGAGGUGUAUUGACUCAGGACUCUGGGUUCCCAACGCCAAUACCGACAACGAAGAGGACAAAGAAGAAGACGAGGAAGAGGACAAAGAAGAUGAGGAAGAAGCAGAGAAGGAGGGAGAGGCGGAGGAGGAGAAAUGACUCUGUCAUGAAUUGAACCCUUCCUUUAGACUUUUGACCUUUUCAGACCUAGCUACACCCUUUACUAGCGUUAGCUUGUCUUAUUGAAAACAUGCUGUGAAGAUGCUAACUUCCUAGCGUUAAUUGGGCUAGUAUCGCUAGCAUUAGCCUGACCCAUUGAAAACCUGCACCGGGCCAGUAUUUACAAAGAGUCAGCUCUAGGAUCAGAUUCCCCUCUCCAAUCCUGACGUUAACCAUUUGUGGAAAAUGUUAAACUUCAUCCUGCUCCAGUUUCUACCCAUAGUCCCUUUCUCCAUGACCCCAUCUUUAUAUUAACCCUCCCCCACCUCACUUCUACCCAUAGUCCCU